GCGGGAUCUAGAGCUCGUAGGCUGCCGAGCGGAGUCGGGCGGGCCGGUGCGGAGAGCAGCGUGGUCCAUCCUUUGACUGACUGACACCCGCCGGGGAAAAAGUUACUGUGAGUUCGCGGACACACUGCCAACAUGUCUGGAGAUGACGAGACACAGGAGCAGACCAUCGCCGACGACUUGGUGGUCACCAAGUACAAGAUGGGCGCAGAGAUUGCGAAUCAGGCUCUGAAGACGGUGGUUGGGGCAGCUAUGGCCGGAGUCUCCGUGCUCAGCUUAUGUGAAAAGGGAGAUGCCUUCAUCAUGGCAGAAACUGGGAAAAUCUUCAAGAAGGAAAAAGACAUGAAGAAAGGUAUCGCUUUUCCUACUUGUGUGUCAGUUAACAACUGCGUAUGCCAUCACUCCCCUCUGAAGAGUGACCCUGAUGUCAUACUGAAGGAUGGGGACCUCGUCAAAAUUGACCUGGGUGUGCACGUUGAUGGCUUCAUCUCAAAUGUGGCUCACAGCUUCGUUGUUGGAGUGACCAAGGAGAACCCACUGACUGGACGGAAGGCUGACGUUCUCAAAGCAGCUCACCUGUGUGCUGAGGCUGCUCUGCGUCUAGUUAAGCCAGGGAACCAGAACACACAGGUCACAGAAGCCUGGAACAAGAUUGCAAAGUCAUUCAAGUGCUCCCCUAUUGAAGGCAUGCUGUCCCAUCAGCUCAAACAACAUGUGAUCGAUGGGGAGAAAACUAUCAUUCAAAACCCAACGGACCAGCAAAAAAAGGACCAUGAGAAGGCUGAGUUUGAGGUGCAUGAGGUAUAUGCAGUGGAUGUACUUAUCAGCAGUGGAGAGGGGAAGGCAAAGGAUGGAGGUCAGAGGACCACCAUUUACAAACGAGACCCCAACAAGGUGUACGGUUUAAAGAUGAAGACAUCUCGGACAUUCUUCAGUGACGUGGAGAGGCGCUUUGACACAAUGCCUUUCACUCUGAGAGCGUUUGAGGACGAAAGCAAGGCCAGGUUGGGCGUGAUGGAGUGUGCCAAACAUGAGCUGGUGCAGCCGUUCAAUGUGCUGCAUGAGAAAGAGGGUGAAGUUGUUGCCCAGUUCAAGUUCACCGUGCUGCUCAUGGCCAAUGGACCUUUGCGAAUCACAAAUAGCCUCUUUGAGCCAGAACUUUACAAGUCUGAGCAUGAAGUGGAGGACCCAGAGCUGAAGGCUUUACUUCAAAGCUCAGCCAGCCGCAAGACUCAGAAGAAGAAGAAAAAGAAGGCCUCAAAGACUGUUGAGAGCGCAACAGGACAGGCGAUGGAGACUGAAGCUGCAGAAUAGAUUUCUCUGACAGACAUUGGAUGACCCAAAGAACAGACGUCACAAAUCCUUCUGUCCCAGCUGUCUGAGGCACUUGCGGGCAUAGCCGCUGUGAACACCUCUGAAUCUAACUGAUGUCAGUCUGGGAUGAUGCUGCUCCUAAAUUCUGUCACUCCACCUAAAACACAUACACACGCGCACACAUGUACAACCAUAGUAAAUCUCACUGUCCUUGAGACUGUCUUCCUCUCUUAACAGCAGACAAUAGUUCUGCUACAAAAGAGGAUAUUUUGUGCAAGGGCGUAACACUCACUGGAACAUUUAACCAUUCGACUGACCUUGAGCCUUCGUCCCUUUCUCCACAAUAACUGUAGUGAAAGAUAAGUGAAAAUAAAAUGAGUUUGACAGAGCGGCCAAGGAUGAUGAAUGCACAAUACUGUGUCAGGGUAAUUGUGUGGCACUUAGAUAACUUUGUUGAGGUCAUAAACCUGAAAGCCAUGCCUUUUUGAAAUGAGUGUUAAACUUGCUGUGGGCAGAAAAUGUGUAACACCUGUCUGAGCCCUGAAGUUACGAGCAUGACAUGAGUCAUUACCGCAUUUAUACUGCUCUCGCUUAGGUCUGUCUACUAGUACAUUGUGUACACUUGUAGGAAUCUACUGUAGGUUACUCAGCUAACAAUUCUUAAACUGACAACUUAAAACUUGCUGGUUGAGUAAUUUAACUAGUGACGAAAAGAAUUUCUCAGUUGUGGAUGGUCUUACUCCUGCCAAGGGUUCAGCAUUCAGUCCUCUGGUGCCACCAUCGAGUCUGACAGUCUGUGUUUACAUAAGAAUUCCAUACCUGUUAGAUAUAUGGAUGCUUUUGUAAAACAAAUCCCAGUUUCAGAGACUAUUUUUGGAAACAUUAAAAAGCCACCUGACAUCA
Molecule: messenger RNA, 2214 nt
Organism: Epinephelus lanceolatus (giant grouper)
Lineage: Eukaryota; Metazoa; Chordata; Actinopteri; Perciformes; Serranidae
Gene: pa2g4b
Product: proliferation-associated 2G4, b
Source: RefSeq, a predicted model, not a curated record